ACGUUCACGGACUUCCAGUGGAUGCCCGUUCCCUCGACCGGAUGAUUGCCGAAACCGCAUUGCAACGUGCUUAUGGCACAAUUGCGGGACUACUUGCACACUGCAGUACCAACUCCGUUGAUGGACGCCGGAGCAGAGGUUGUCGACCUUCACGCUUUCAUCGCGAAGAUCGACCGCGAGUUCAAGACGCAAUGGUACGACGACAUCGACUCACCAUUGCUAUACAUACGCAUUCAGAUCGGAGAGGCGACCUGUAGUGCCUUGAUCGAUUGCGGAGCAUCUCGCAACUACAUCAGCCAGGACUUCAUGGUACGCGCCGGCCUUGGCCCACGUGUCCGGAGGAGGUCCCAACCUACGCAAGUCACUCUCGCAGACAGUCAUACGCACAAGUCCAUCGACCGAUGCAUUGACGCCGUCCCAGUGUACUUUGCCCCCCACGCAAGUGAGGCGGUGUCCUUCGACAUUCUGGACACCAAAUUCGACAUGAUCUUGGGCAUGUCAUGGCUGCGAAGCAAGGAUCACCCUGUGAACUUCUCCAACCGCACCGUUCACGUUCAUGACCGGAACGGAGUAUUAGUUCCAUGCACGGUGUCUUUUCCUCAUCCUUCGAUCAGCUGCCACGUGGUAUCCGCCGCAAGCAUGCGAGCUUCCAUCAUCAGAGACGACAUCGAGGAGAUGGGGGUGUGUUUUCUCCACGCCCUCCCGCCACAUGACGCUUCAUCGACGGACUCACCUUCGGAUCCACGCAUCACCGAACUUCUCGACGCCUACAGCGACGUGUUCGAAGGCCCGCAUGGAGUAGUACCGGAUCGACCCAUCCGCCACGAGAUCAUCCUCGAGGACGGGGCCGUACCUCCGCGCGGUUGCAUCUACCGAAUGAGCGAUUAAGAGUUAAGUGUGCUUCGGGCAUAACUCGACGACCUUCUAGGGAAAGGCUGGAUUCGG
Molecule: messenger RNA, 945 nt
Organism: Chara braunii
Lineage: Eukaryota; Viridiplantae; Streptophyta; Charophyceae; Charales; Characeae
Source: the annotation of a GenBank genome assembly